CACACACACACACACACACACACACACACACACACACGCAUGAUAUAAAUAUUAACCAUAUGGUCCAUGGUAGCCUCGAGAGUAGUCUGAAGUUCAUGUAGUCAUUGUAUUCCUUUACCAAGACAAGGUCUGGACCUUCAAGUCUAUGCGGUUUGGCAUUUUGGUAAUCCGAACAACUUCACUAAUUUGAACAGGGUGUGGCACGGAGCUGUUCGGAUUAGCAGGGUUAGACUGUAGAUGAUGUCAGUAGCAUAGUGGUAGGAUUAGCUGUAAAUGCACAGAAAUGCAGAAUGCUCAGUCACUGUUUGGUGCUUGAUUGUCGAGUCCCAUCUCAACAUCUCCGAUUUUGCAGUUUGUUAUUUCUACAUGUAUAAUAGCGUAUUGGUGUUUGUGUUUGUAUGCAGCAGUGCGACCAUCAGCUUCUCUCUUCAUUGGGAAUGUUUCAUACGUCAUCCUGUUUGGUUGGUGGGUCAGCUUCUGCUACUUAUUGGUGGCUUUCAUUCUUGCUCUCACAGUUGUUGGUUUGCCUUAUGCAAAACUCUGUCUGAAGCUGUCUAGGUAUUUACUUUGGCCAUUUGGUCGAUUCAUCACUAAGGAUCCAUAUGCUGCUAAACCACAGCAUCUAAGGCAAAAAGCAAGAUGUUCUAAAGUUGAUGAGAAAACUUCGUUAUGGGUUGAAAAGCAAUCAUCUGGCUACAUGUCAAAUAACAGUCAAAUUGAAGAUCAAAUUACUGUUUCUCUGCGUUUGCCUUCCAAAUUACAACCACAGCUUUGGAAGAGGCCUUCAUUCUGGAUUUGGCUUAUUUUGGGUGUUCCACUUCUGUUACUUGCACAUGCCUUGAUGUUUAUAUUCAGUUGGUUCCUUGUUAUAUUUAUUCCUGUUGCAAAGAUUAACUUGAUACUCGUGCGCUCUGUAUUGUUUGCUGAUCCUUUAAGAAUUAGGAUAAGAAAUCAAAGUUUGGAAAUGGAGCGUCUGAAUUCUCUAGAGCAUGUAUCAUUGAUGGCAGUGGCAGCGGAGCUGGAGGAAGAGGGAGCACUUCCUCUCCCCCCCCCCAACUUGAUGAUCAACAACUGAGAAGAAAUUUUGGAAGAAAAAUAUUUGAAUUUUUUACUCCAGUAUGACAGCGUUCACCGAACUAGAGAUAUGUAUAACAUAUAUAGUGCUUUCUGUUACCUAAGAGGAGUGAUUAAUUAAGUUGAAGUUCAACAGCAGAAAGCGCUUCCUGACAUGAAAUGCCCACUGAAAGCUUACCCUAGUUCAUGUACUCCGAUGUCCUUUCAUGCCCCACCCCACCCCAA
Corticium candelabrum is the source of this 1299-nucleotide messenger RNA. RefSeq lists its product as uncharacterized. Lineage: Eukaryota; Metazoa; Porifera; Homoscleromorpha; Homosclerophorida; Plakinidae. The transcript is spliced from 6 exons. Bases 698 to 1075 code for a protein of 125 amino acids. The record is from RefSeq and is a predicted model, not a curated record.